UUUUGUACCAAAAAUAUAUAACUGAGAUGUCAUGUACAGAAAGGGAAUUUCAUUGUAACAUGUUCAGGUCACAUGUUUCUUUCGCUGAUCAAGCCUUGGGUCAUCACUAAGCAUUUUAUUCAUGCAGCUGUCAAUAUGAGUGUGUUUUCUGUGUUAUAACUUGUUUCAGUGACAUAUGAUUCAGGUCAGAGUUAAUAUUCUUUCCCCAAUCUUCCAUAGCUGAUAGACAACAUGGUAUUCUUAACAUUAUAUGGCCCAUGUUGUAAAUAAUAUUGUUAUACCCAAAUAUGUUUGACAAAUUUGUUUUUAAAUAUAACCUUGUAGUUGUAUUCAUGAAUACAUGACACUUUUUUUAUGGAUAGCAACUUCUUUAAUUCCUUGUCACCACAUUCCAGAGCUACUUCUUGCUCCUUCAUCAGGUGAAUCGGAUAAAUGUACAAAGAUUACAAUAUAAAGACAAAGCCCAUGACAUAGGAUUAAUGUAUAAAGAUAACAAUAUAAUGAUGAAGCUAAUGAGAUUGGUAGGAGUAGAUUAAUUAAGUACACCGAAAGUGUUGUGAUGACAAGGAUCUGGCUAUUGUGACACAAGCAAUAAGGCAAUCAAUGUAUCCAUUGUAGUUGAUGAUGCGAUUAUAGCACAGGGGAGUACACAAUGGGUAGGUGUGUGUGUGUCAGAUACCUUGGUCCCUGUUAAUGGCUGGCUUCUUUCUUUGGAUUUCAAUGCUUUCUUGAAGUUUCCUCUUUUUCCAAUGACUGAUUUUGGUAUGGAGUAUCUUGUUUUGUGGCCAGGAAAUAUGGUGGUCAAUAUUUUUGAUGACAUGUUCCGAAAGGGCAGAUUUCAUGUCAGAUUCUUCAACAAGUGUCUUGUGUUCUUUUAUUCUGUUGGCUAUGGAGCGUGAAGUCUCUCCAAUUUUUUUGUGUCCACAGUUGCAUGAUAUCUAAUACACAUAUAUAUAUAUAUCAACUUGUUCCUGUCGUUACAUGACUGAAAUAAUGCCGAUGCGAUGUUAAAUUGUAACUUACUCUUAACAUUUGGGUUUUGGGCUACAAUGUUUUAUACAUACUUAGAUAUAUUUUUGAAAAUAUUUUAACUGGUUUUCCUGUGAUUAUUUGCUGAGUGUGUUUCUGUAUCAUAAAUAUCAUAUGUCAUAUAAUGUCAUUCUUAAAACAAUUGAUGUUUAAAUGUAAUUUCCCUCAAUUAGAGAACUUUUAGAAGCUGCAUAUGAAUACAGUCUUUCAGUGAACAACCCCAUUUAUCUUUGUGUCAAAAGAUGUGCAGCAAUAAUCAUAAUCACCAUCAAAGAACUUCCAGUACCUAAACUUAUUGGGCACAUUAGCAGUUUGUAGAUGGAUGCGACUCCCGCAUACUUGAAAGGGAGGGGCCGUGGAAGAGGGAGGGGUGCCGGAGACCAUCAACCAAACAAAAACAACCAAGUUGGCGGCCCUGCCUGGAAUAGGAACAAGGCUGAAGAUGAUAAAUCUGCCCAAGAUCGGUUCAAGGAAGUUAGUGCGUCUCAUCAGCAGUCGAUACAGCGCCACCUGGAGGACAAUUGCGUGGAGUCGGAAAGUUCCGAGGAGGAAGAUGACAUUGGAAACAAUGUCUUGGAAUCAAUAUUCAGUGGAUAUUCAAAGAACUAUAGUGGUGUCAGUGUAGAUGUGAACAAGGCCCAGGAUGACCUAAUUCACUCGUUCCGAUCGGGCACAUCAGCUUGCCUUGUGUGUAUUGACACCAUCAAGAGAGAAGAACCAAUCUGGAACUGUAAAGGGUGUGCUUGCAUGUUCCACAUCCCCUGUAUACAGAAGUGGGUCCGAGAGGGCGUCUACCAACAAGUCUAUCAGUCCCAGGACGAUAUUGGACCCACAUCAGCUCUACCCUGGUUUUGCCCCAAGUGUCGCUAUGAGUACCAGCAGAGCCAGUGCCCGAACAGGUACUUCUGUUUCUGUGGGAAGGUGCAGGAUCCCAAGUUUGACCCGUGGCUAGUUCCCCACUCAUGUGGUCAGAAGUGUGGUCGACAGCUCCGGCCGGACUGUGGACACGCCUGUCUCCUCCUCUGUCACCCAGGACCAUGUCCACCAUGUCCCCAGAUGGUCAAGUCCAAGUGUUACUGUGGACGCCAGCAGCCCCAGGUCAAGAGAUGCAGUGGGAGAGAGUGGGCAUGUGGUCAGCCAUGUGGCCACAGACUGUCAUGUGGUCAACACAACUGUCAACAGCCGUGUCACCCAGGGGAAUGUUUACCUUGUCCGAAAACGAGUGUUCAGAGUUGUCUGUGUGGGAAGAAGUCCUCCACGCGGCCAUGUGCCAGCCCCCAGUGGAAGUGUGACCAGCCCUGUGGCAAAGCUCUGCGAUGUGGCAAUCAUCGGUGUGAGGACAUCUGUCAUCAGGGAGCCUGUGGUGAUUGUCCAAGGUCUGGGAAGAGAAGAUGUCCUUGUGAGAAAACAGAGUAUGAACUCCCAUGUACCGAGGACAUCCCGACGUGUGGCGAUACUUGCGGCAAGACUCUCAGGUGCGGACAGCACACUUGUACACAGCGAUGUCACCAGGGGGAGUGUGGCUCGUGUCGUCAGGUGACCUCGAAACGCUGUCGGUGUGGACAGAAGCAGAAGGAGGUCCUGUGCAGCAAGGAGUAUUUGUGUGACCUCAAGUGUUCUGUGAUGAGAGACUGUGGCAAGCACUACUGCAAGAGAAAGUGUUGUGAUGGAAGCUGCCCGACGUGUGAGCAGGUGUGUGGGAAGACGUUGCGGUGCCGGAACCACAAGUGUGCCAGCGGAUGUCACAGAGGUCCGUGCUACCCGUGCCCUCUGACGGUGAACGUGUCGUGUUUCUGCAAGUCCACCUCCAUCACCGUGCCGUGUGGGCGGGAGAAGGACAUGAAACCUCCCAAGUGCAACAGGAAAUGCCAGAUUCCCCCGAACUGCCACCACCCACGACGAGACAAACAUCGAUGUCACUUUAACGAGUGUCCGCCAUGUCAGCAGAAGUGUUUGCUUCCUCUGCACCAGUGUGACCACACGUGUCCGGUCAAAUGUCACGAUGCUGUCAAGGUCAAAGUGGAAGACCAGCGACCCCGAGCCGGCCCCUGGGACGCCAGGCCUGCCUUUGUGAUACAGACAGUGAAGAAGCCCUGUCCCCCCUGUCAGGUACCCAUCCCAACAGAGUGCAUGGGCAAACACGAGGUGUCAAACAUUCCAUGUGCUGAAGUAGCUCCGUAUUCCUGUGGGCGACCGUGUGACCGACAACUGGGGUGUGGCAAUCACACAUGUUCCAUCCUGUGUCACAUCGUCACUGGAUCUGUGGACCAGCACACGGCAGGAAAGAACUGUGAGACAUGUGAGAGCCCCUGUGAGAAGGGCCGCCCCCGGGGGUGCAAGCACCCCUGCCGCCUCCCGUGUCACCCACAGGACUGUCCCCCCUGCACCAGCAUGGUACGGAUGAGGUGCCACUGUAACGCUGUGGUCAAACACAUCCCCUGUCAUGACUGGACUGUCACCAUGAAGGACAAGCAGGACCAGCUCCAGUCCUGUGAGGGACAAUGCACCAAAUCACUCCCAUGCGGCCACCAGUGUGCGUCCACGUGUCACAACGGCGCCUGCCCCAAUGCGGACCAGUGUAAGAAGAAGGUGACGCUGCGCUGUUCAUGUCGCCGCAAGAAGAAGGAGGUGAUCUGCCACACCGUGCAGCGCCCGGAUGGAGGGGAGAAGGCCGUGCUGGACUGUGAUGAUGUGUGCGAGAAGACAAAGGAGGAGAAGAAAAAGAUGAAAGAUUCUGCCGAGAGGGAGAAGAAGGAGGAGGAAGAGAAAAAACAAAAGUUGGAGCUUGAAGAAUAUGAGAGGAAGCUGAAGGGAAGGAGGAAGAAACGCAAACAUCUCGAGGAAGUUGUAGAGUUGACAUUUUGGGAGAAAAACAAAACAGUCAUGAUCAUCGUCUCCUCGCUUGUCACAGUCUUUGUUGCAAUAUUCCUGUUCUACUGGCUGUCAGCCUCUUGAUGUAUGCUGAAAGGCAAAAUGAAUUUUACAUCUUUGUUCUUAAUAUAUUGUUGAUAAUGUCUCUGUUGUAUCACAGACAGCUUUGUUAUUCAGAAUUGAUAAGAGUGUCUCAUUGUUUCUCACAGCUGUAGUUUGUGUCGUCAACAUUUAUAUUGAUGGAAGAUGGUAUCUAUGCAUUCAGUCUUGCACCGGAUAUGCUUACGUAAAUUAUAAUGUUAUGUUUCAGGGGAAGGUGAUAUCGACAUUUAGAUUCCCUGAAGAUAUAUACAUGUACUACUAAAACAAUGUUACAGAUCACCGAUUCUUUCACACCACUAUACCUCAUCUGUCAUGGCAUGACAGAUUUACUAUCGUAAUAUGAUAGAAUCGGGUGACCCUUAACUUUUUUUAGUAGUUUAUGAGGGUUAAUUUUAGCCCAGAAAUCUAAAGGAUUAAGAAAAAUGAUAUUUUGUUUGUUUAUUUGUUGUUUAACACAGUAUUCCAGCUACAUGAAAGCGGCCUGUAAAUCGUCUGGACCAGACAAUCCAGUGAUUGAUAUCGUGCCAUCGGGGUAUGCUCUGUAAGAACUUGACAUUGCAACCACUUCUUCAUAUAUACUAUGUGCAUACGACACACACACACACACACACACACACACACACACACACACCUGUUUAUGAGUAAAAGAAGAAAGUAAAAUAAUCCUGUGAAAACUUGAUGAAGUCCUGUUGAAGGCUACUGAUGGUCAGGUGGAGGUUUGAUGUCGCGUUCAAGAGUAUUGCACUUUUAUAGCCGUGUGCAUGCAUGUGUAUGUGUGUGUGACUGCUUGUACUAGUCUGGAUUUUAUUCCGGUUUUAUUGUGCUAGCCCACUGAGAUUCCGCCAAUAGUCAGUACACCCCCAUCUUGUGUAGUAGUCUUCUAUGGAGACACGUCUACAGUCAGCACCUUCUGUUUUACAUGGAGAUUGACCAACAACUGUAAUACUAGUUUACACGUCCCUGUUGGGAUUUUAGGGUAAAUAACGUCGCCAGUACCUCAUUUAUCAUGGUUUAAGUUGGAGCAAUCAACCAAUCUUUUAAUUCUACUUCCAUAAUCAACAGAUUCUCAUAAUUUAUCCAUAAUAUAAUUUGCAAGAAUUUGUAAAUUUCCUUUCAUUCUGAUUUAGUAAAUAACAAGACUGACACUUCAUAUUUACCACUACUUAAUGAUUCUCUUGUGGAACCCUAAUCAAUAUUAAUUAUUGAUGCUGUAAAUUAAUGGUUGGCCCAGUCAUCCAAGGCACCGCAGUUCGCUAUGCAGAAAUCUAUGAUCCCCUCAAUUAUGUGUCUAAGUUUGUCUGCACAUUAACUGUGCUUGUGGGUUUCACUAAAGUGUAAACAUCUUAAGAUCUGCAUCACUUCUGGCUUUUCUCCCACAUUAAGCUGACACACUGAUAUAACUGGAAUACUGUUGAAAGCAGCGUAAAACCGAACUCACUUACUCCAUCACUCAGGCACAGAAAAUUUGAAGUUCUGAUUGAAACAAGAAUACAACAAGGCUUCAGAUUCCGGUGGUUCAAGUGAAUACUGUGUAUCAUGUGAUGAGUUUCAGCAUUUGAUUUUACUUGGAACAAUAUGGGUAUACGAGAAACCAUUUUAAUAUUGAAUGUAUUUCAGUUGCUGUUGUUUGACUGUAUCAGUCUGCCAUUUGUUAUGUUUGAUAUUGUCAUCUGAUCAAGUGUUAUGUGUUUAUCAAAUUGGUUUGAUCUAAGGCGAAAAAAAAUAAUAGUCUCGGUUCUCAGGCACCACCGGCAUCAUCAUAAAGUCUGCUGCACGUUUUGUUUUGUUUUCCAUUUUCAAAAAAAUAUAAAAAUCCUAAUACAUGAACUUUAACACAAUUCACAAAAAAAUUGAAAAUGGAAACAAAGGCAAAACAUGCAAAGAACUUUAUGAUGAUGUGGGCAGUGCCUGAGAACCAAGACUAUUAUUUAUUUUAGCCAAAUCACCCAUUUUGAUUUGAGUUGUUUAUUUUCAAGAGGCCUUUCUCAGAAAUUUGUAUCCAUGUUUAUGAUGUUUCGACUGUUGAGUUGCAUGGAUGGCCAAGUGGGGUAUGCAGAGUUGGCUCCUCCAGUGGUGCAAGGAUUAGGUGAUCAUGGGUUUAAAUACCAGAUUCGCCUCGAGGUAUUUUCUUUGAUUGAUCUGGAUAAAUGUAAUUGUUUUCAGUGGUUGGAUAAAUGUAGUCUUAUCAAAGCAGGAUUAAUCAAAACUUCUACUCUUUUCAACUGUUUAAAACAAUAAAACAGUAAUCGGCAAACUUUGAUAAAAAACUGCAAUCAAAACAAAUUGUUCAUUAAAAUAUGUUUCAAAUUUUGUUUUAUUGACAGCCAUUAUACGUGUGUAGUUGUUAGAUGCUGAAAUAGCAGACAGAUACUUUUUUCUUUGUUAGUGGUAUUAAGUUUAUAUGGUAACAGUGUAUUUAUGGAAUUAUUUGUUGUUUACUAUUAUUGUGAAUCAAAUUUUAGCAUAUGCAUUUGUCCUCACAGUGAGACCAUGUUUCCUAUAUAUCUGUAUGUACAAGACAAGUACACACGGUGUCCUCAUGGGUAGCGUGUCUCCUUGCUGUUGAACACAAUGAGACCAUGUUUCCUAUAUAUCUGUAUGUACAAGACAAGUACACACGGUGUCCUCAUGGGAAGCGUGUCUCCUUGCUGUUGAACACCGUGAGACCAUGUUUCCUAUAUAUCUGUAUGUACAAGACAAGUACACACGAUGUCCUCAUGGGUAGCGUGUCUCCUUGCUGUUGAACACAAUGAGACCAUGUUUCCUAUAUAUCUGUAUGUACAAGACAAGUACACGUGGUGUCCUCAUGGGAAGCGUGUCUCCUUGCUGUUGAACACAGUGAGACCAUGUUUCCUAUAUAUCUGUAUGUACAAGACAAGUACACACGAUGUCCUCAUGGGUAGCGUGUCUCCUUGCUGUUGAACACAGUGAGACCAUGUUUCCUAUAUAUCUGUAUGUACAAGACAAGUACACAUGAUGUCCUCAUGGGUAGUGUGUCUCCUUGCUGUUUGGCCUCAACAUGCAUAAUGACAAUUUAAUUUAACUUUCAUAUUCACAGGAAUAGUCACAUAUAGUAGUCUGUGGAAUACUUGACUUGACAUUUAGUCGUGAAGGCCAGUUUCAGAGAGUCUUCUUUCUAACAGUCGCUUGCAAAACUGAGAGUAGGGAGGGGGAAAUUAUGGUUUUGUUGCUACGUUACAAAUCUACAAAUGAUUCUGAAAUACCAUGGGAACUAUUUGGGUCAUCCAACACUCUAGGAAUGUGAUUGAAAACAAUUUCUGAACAGUGCUCGGAAAGAAAACUUGUGACUAGCCAAUUUAAGGACAAAGUCAUGUGAAUCAAGAAAUUGAUUUUAACAAGCCUGAUAUAUAGAACAUUGUUUCUCAAUGCAUGCAAAAUUCAGCCAAAAGGACAGGUAAGAAUAAAAUGGGGUCAUCUUUUUGCCUCACCCUUGUCCAUUGUCUGUCAGAGCCAUUGGUGGUUCAGUCCACAGAGGCAAAGAGUUGCAGGUCUCAAUCUAAUGAUAGUGGGUUUGAAUCCCAGAUUGACCCUGAAUAUGAUCGUUGGUUUGUCAGCACCACACCUCAUUAAUCUCAUGUCUAACAGGGGGCAUGGGUGACCCAGUCGUCUAAGGCGACAGGAUUCGCUGUGCAGAGGUGCGUCCCAUCGGCACGCCAGAAACCUAUGAUUGUGGGUUCGAAUCCCGGUUCACCCCGAUUAUGUUUCUAGGUUUGUCUGGGUUUCACAGAAGUGGUAAACUCAAGAGACCUGCAUUACUUCGGGCUUUCCUCCCUCAUUAAGCUGACAUGCCAUGAUAUAACUGGAAUAAUGUUAAAAGCGGUGUCAACCCAACUCACUCUCAUGAACUCUUGACGUCCUCCCACAAUAAGGUGAUACUGUAAGUAGGAGAAUCUCUUGCUAGUUACUCGACAGUAUCCUCCUGGUAAGAUCUGUGCCAUACUCUUUCAACUGUAACAUAGCCGAUAUAACUGUGCGCUGCCUGCUGUAUUUGGAUAUUAUGUUAUCUGAUUGACUAUCCUCAUAAUAAAAUUGUGUUAAUCUG
Messenger RNA from Haliotis rufescens (red abalone), 8065 nucleotides. RefSeq names its product NF-X1-type zinc finger protein NFXL1-like. Gene Ontology annotation, cellular component: nucleus. Lineage: Eukaryota; Metazoa; Mollusca; Gastropoda; Lepetellida; Haliotidae. The record is from RefSeq and is a predicted model, not a curated record. The coding region runs from base 1348 to 3984 and encodes 878 amino acids. The transcript has 19 exons. Gene Ontology annotation, molecular function: DNA-binding transcription factor activity, RNA polymerase II-specific; zinc ion binding; RNA polymerase II transcription regulatory region sequence-specific DNA binding. Gene Ontology annotation, biological process: regulation of DNA-templated transcription.